GAACUCUGAAAUCCAGCCUCCAUUAGUCGCAAUCAAUUCGACUCUCAGUAAGCUUUCGUUCCGUUGACCACUAAUUCCCUGAAUAGAAGGUUACGCUCAGCAAUCAUGCGGCGUCACUGUCUGUUAAGCGCCUUGCUCCUCCUCUCGGGCCCGGGUCUGGAUCAGUCGCGUUCGUUCCGCGUCGUCGCUUUCCAAACUUCAAGCGCGCCCCGCUCGAGUCUAUCACGGUGCACAACGGCACUCGACGCCAAGAGCCGGAAAGCCCGCCGGGAGGUUGAUCGCUCACGUCCUAAAUCGUUCUAUGACGCGAUCGAGGAUGCGCAAGACAAACCCGUAAAGGAAGGUCCGCCGCCAAAAAAGAAGAAAAAGGAGGGCAAGCCAUCGGACAACGAGGGUGUCGCGUCGGAUACCGAGCGACAAGUCCGAGCCACGGAAGCGCAACAACGCAUGGACGAACGUCCCGAAGUAUCCACCAUGAUCAUUGACGAGGAAACUGGUAUUGAAGUUGUCGCGCAGGGAAAAUCAGUCAUGGAUGUUGUGACCCGCAAAGCAGUCAAGUUGUCCUCGAUGGGUCCGGAAUACCGACUCGCACAAAUGUUUCCGGGGGUUCCACCAGCUGUCCGUGACGCCAUGCGUUUAAAUUGGCAAACUGCCGAAGUUCCUGACAUGGUGGAAGCCUUGCGGGAAGCCUGUUCCGUAAAACUCGAGGACGGCAAGCGCGGAAUCCCUCCGCACCCGUCCGUCGCGAAUAAGGCUAUCGACUUUGUCCUUGCCAAUCGUGACUACCUUGGCUCUAGAAUGAAAAAGACUCUAGGACGUCUGCAGAUGCGCAACAUGUCACUGGGAAACAAAGACGAAGCCCGGGAGUACCAAAAGCUGUGGCGCAACUUUUUGACGUUGGAAAAUCAUAUUUCGGCACCCUUUCGCCAGAUCAUAAUGGACGCGGAAGGUCGAGUCGGGCCCAACUUUGGGAACUUGGAUCUACAACAAUUUUGUGGCGGAGAAAUCUAUCAACGGGCAGCAAACUACUUGGUCCUAAAAGGCAUGGUGGCACAUUGGGAAAAGAAGGUGGUCGAUGCCGAAUACUUGGAACGUACCAAGCAAACGAAGGAGAACUAUAUUACAAUACUCGCUAGGGGCGACCCGAAGCGUUUCUUACCGGAUCCUCCCAUUCUCUUUACUUUGAGAGAAUGCAGCCAGGUGGCGCUCAUGUCACAACAAAUGACCAAGGCCUUUGUGGACACUCCUGAACUGUUUGAUGACCUUCCCGUCGAAAUUCGUUUCCUGGAAUCCGCCUUGACAAUUAAGGGUGGUACAGCCUUGCGGAAAUUCAUUGUGGAAGAAUUUUGCCCGGCCGAGGGCAUCUCACCGGAAGGACUCCGUGAAGGACUUCGACGAUUAGCCACUCAGCUUGAGAAUAUGCAGAUUGAUCCGUAUGCCGAUAUUACCAACAUCAUCGAACGACUAAACAUGGCCAUGUCGGUUGGGACAGACGAUGAGCGCAACCCUUACACUGCUUAUGUGGCGAACAAGGACCCGAAUGGCCCUGGCGCCUUUCAAACAUACACGUUCAACCAUGAGAAACUAUCACUUGUCCGAUUUUUGGACAGCCAGUACGAAGGGACAUCUGGUGUUGCGGAUCUUCCGAAACAGAGCGGGUUGGGCGGAUUCUUCAAUUUUGGUGGUACCAGUAACACGCCGUCAACAGCAACGGAAGUGACUAAAGACCGAAGCAAGUACUACAAGGUUCCGGACGCCCGUGCCGCCGGGCGUCCGCAUGAUCUCGGGUGGCUCGACAUGCUGAACGACGAAAAAGACACGGCUCGUCUAGGCAAGGUCCCUCCGGGAAGAAUUAUUCCCGACGAUGAAUAGAGCAAGAAAGCAAAUACUAGUUCUAACGU
Molecule: messenger RNA, 1901 nt
Organism: Phaeodactylum tricornutum CCAP 1055/1
Lineage: Eukaryota; Bacillariophyta; Bacillariophyceae; Surirellales; Neidiaceae
Exons: 1
Coding region: 106-1872 (588 amino acids)
Source: RefSeq, a predicted model, not a curated record